Oppia nitens is the source of this 474-nucleotide messenger RNA. RefSeq lists its product as uncharacterized. The coding region runs from base 1 to 474 and encodes 157 amino acids. The record is from RefSeq and is a predicted model, not a curated record. Gene Ontology annotation, molecular function: protein kinase activity; ATP binding. Gene Ontology annotation, biological process: protein phosphorylation. NCBI's taxonomy places the organism in Eukaryota, Metazoa, Arthropoda, Arachnida, Sarcoptiformes, Oppiidae. The transcript has a single exon.
AUGGAGUUAUUGUCGCAAACGCUCAGAAAUGUCAUCGAUAUGAAGGCAAAGACAUUUCAUAGACAACAACAACAACCGACAAAACCCAUGGAUCCGAUCGAGUAUUAUAUUUCAAGUCAUCUGAUGCUAGAGUUAUGCGAAUGCGUUGAAUAUUUGCAUACAAGACAUCCAAAGGUUAUUCAUCGGGAUCUCAAACCUGCAAACAUACUUAUCAGUGAUAAUCCUAUUUGUAAUAAUAAUAAUAAUAAUAGUUUGAAUCGUUUUGUUAAAUUGGGUGACUUUGGUUUGGCCACUGAUCACAAUCACCAUCAUUUGACAACUAAUCGACAUCAAGAUAGUCAUACACAAUGUGUCGGAACGUUAGCAUAUAUGGCACCGGAAGUUAUAUAUUCAGGAAAAUAUAAUGAAUUCAGUGAUAUCUAUAGUUUAGGUUUAAUAUGUAAAGAACUUUUCGAUAUCAAUCCAUUUAAGUAA